AUGACGCCAAAAGGUAUCUCUGCGUUUUCGAGUGAAAUCGAUUCUUCGAAACGUACCGUUCGCCAAUCACCAAAUCCGGAUGUCGUAUUAAAUGACAACACUCAAAUUGCAGAAUUGAAGAAUCAAGUCGUCCAUCAUCAGCAAAAGUUCACGUUCCAUGUAUGGGCCUACUUACCUAGUAUCUCGCUUGUGUGGCUUUGGAUGGGGCUUAACAGGCUAGCAAUCCCUAGGAUGGAACGUGAAAGCCUAGUAUGGAGAGCAAAAGGGACCAUGCCUACGGCACUAAACAUUGAAAAAUCGGUCAUCGUUGUUGUCAUCGUUGUAGUUGUCAUUCGUGUUAUCGUUGGCGGUCAUGUCGUUGUUGUUGAUCUGUUGUUGGUCGCCACGUCGCCGUUGCCAUCCCGUGUCCUUGUCGCUGUCACGUCCUCAUCCCGUGUCCUCGUCUUGUGUUUUCAUCGUCGCGUCGUCGUUGUCCCACAUCAUCGUUCCGUCGUUGUCCUGAGUCUCAGCGAGCUGUGUUGGGACGAACAGAGACGAGUGGUGGGGGUGAGUCGUCCUGUGUCUCACCGAGCGACACCGCAGUAUUCAAUCGACUACCGUUUACGCCGAUGCUUUGCUACGCGUUCUCUUGCCAAUGCUCGAAUGCUUGGUGUCUUCCCCGAUGCCCAGGCCGAUGACGGCGCGGAUUAUUGGUCGAUACCGUCAAAACGAUGUCAUAUCGCUUGGGAGACUGGAUUUGCACGGGGAUAUGCCCUCCGAGUCGUUGCCACCCUCCGCGCCAUAGCAGUCAAAGUCGCCUUGGUUACACGCAAGCUCCUCGCAGCCGCAGCCAUCACCGCAACUCUUCGCACGCCACCACCACCGAUGACGCAUAUACUGGCGGUUUCCAUGGUAAGCGGCUACAUCGCAGGAGUAGCCUUAAUCAGCCAAGAGAGCGAUGUGAGGAGUAAAGGGUUUCAACUGGUGAUGACGACGGCUCACCUCGCAUGCCUCUGUCGUCUAAGCAGAAGACGAGCGGCAUGACAUCGAAGAGAACGAUAACUGCCAACAUUUACUCAAGACUACUGUUUUUUAUGUCACCCACUUGCUCACGGUCUUCCGCAUGUACAUAUUGCUUUCUUUUUUUUUCUCCAUCCUUCCAAUCUUUUCUCUUGCUGCCUGCCAUUCUUGUGUCGUUUUCAGACUUUGUAUUAGAUGCUACAAGAAAUACAUGU
Messenger RNA from Laccaria bicolor S238N-H82, 1214 nucleotides. RefSeq lists its product as uncharacterized. The record is from RefSeq and is a predicted model, not a curated record. The transcript has 15 exons. Lineage: Eukaryota; Fungi; Basidiomycota; Agaricomycetes; Agaricales; Hydnangiaceae. The coding region runs from base 1 to 1023 and encodes 340 amino acids.